AAUGCGCCGUCGUAGCUGAGACAUCGUGAUGGAGUUGUGAGCGGAGACUUCCCCAGUCGGAGCGGCGGUGGCGUUAGCGGCUGUUACACCUGAAACUUGACCUCCCCUGCGGUUCCGUUUAUUUCUGUGCCUCUAAAUACUCAUUGCUCCCCCCAUGAAGACACGGACCUGGGGGUGGACUGGACUGGACUCACUGAGUUUGGAGAAAACUGAACUUUAGGUGUGUGACAUUUUGUUUCUUCCUGCCUGUUUCUUGUCAUGUAGCCCAUCUCUCACCCCGUGCUUCCUCUCCCUGUCUCUCUCUCUUAUGUCUCUCUUCUGUUAUGUUAAGGAGCGGGCCUGCUUUCUGUCCCUUCACUCUCCUCCUUGGGUUUCAAUUCCAAACAUGGUUAUCCUUUUAGGGGCCUGUCGGCGUCCCCUCCCUUAUCCCUUCUUCUCCAUCUGUUGGCCCCUCAGUGUGGGCCGGUGGCACUGAGCAACAGGCGGGGAAGAGAAGACGAGGGCAGAGGACAGAGGAAGGGGACUCGCGAUGAGAGGAGGAGGAGGAGAAGGACAGACCCAUUCCAGCUGUGUUUCUGGAGCAAACAGAGCCGUGAGAACUUCUUCACAUUGAAGAAUUUUUCCACUGCACGGCACGGGAACAAACUUUUUUUUAUAUAAAUAUAUUUAUACUCGGAAUCAGCUGUUUAUUUGUACCCAAACACUGCAGCUUGUAGCUCUCCAGACUCUGAGCGUCUAGGAAGUUAUUUCAGUCACCGUUCCGUCAUUUGUUUUGAGCGUCCAACCGAACGAAACUGCAAACAUGAGCGCGGACAACUCGACCCUGUGGGACGCCUUGUUCUCUCCGCCGGUGUGCGGCGGCUGGAGCAACAACACCGAGGGGGCCAUCUACCAUCUGGGCAACACCAUUAUGUUUCUGGGCUACAUGGGAGGCAGCGGGGCCUUCGGCGCCCUCUUCAUCUUCGGCUUCCUGUCGCCCGCCUUCCUGUUUCUCACCCUGUGGGGCUGGCUGACCAUGUGCGGCCCGGACGUCUUCUCCUGGAACCUGCUGCUGCUGGCGGCCGCCCUGCUGCAGAUCUGCCACCUCCUCUACCGGCUCCAGCAGGAGGGCCUCCGUGGCGAGGAGCUGACCUCCCUCUACCAUGCCGUCUACCUGCCGCUGGGCGUGCCCGUCCAGGUGUUCAACGAAGUCGCCAAGGCGUUCGAAAACAAGGCAGUGGAGUUGAAGGCCGGGGAGACGUACGCCCUGGAGGGCAAGACCUACAUCGACCAGCUCUCCUUUCUGCUGUCUGGGAGGAUCAAUGUGUCUUUGGAGGGUCAGUUCCUGCAUUACAUUCACCCGCACCAGUUCCUUGACUCCCCUGAGUGGGAGUCUCUCAGACCAAAUGAAGAAGGAAAGUUCCAGGUGACGCUGACGGCAGAAGAAGACUCCCGCUACAUCUCGUGGAGUCGCCGCCGUCUCUACACGCUGAUAUCGAAGGACUGCUACAUUGCCGACCUCUUCUCCGUCAUGCUCGGCUACGACAUUUCCGAAAAGCUCUACAACCUCAACAACAAGCUCUACAUAAAGAGCGGCGUGCUACUGGACAUCCGCCUGCCGAGCCUCUACCACGUCCUGGCGCCCUCCUCGCAGGGCAGCGACGGCGGCAGUGGCAGCGACGGCAAAGAGCAACACAGCCAAGACCUAGAUCCAGCCUACCAGUCGUCCCACCCCGGACCGUCUCAGGCCCUCCAAGCUGACCAACAGGGACCAAGGACAAGCAAUGUGUCCACUGAGGACAGUCCCUAUCACCGCCCCUGGGCCACAGACCUGGAGAUGCCAUCUGGUGAGGAUUCCACUAGCCUGGUCCUGGAGGACUUUGCUGAUGUGGCGGGCUCCUUAAUGGACUAUGGCAGUGAGAAAGAUUAUUUAAGGUAGAGAGGCAGGGUGCUGGAGCUAACACACUGGGUCACCACUUAAGCUACAUGUAAGUACCUCACUUGGCUGGAUUGGGGCGCAUGGGGGCCUCGUGUGCAGGGUUGACUUGCAGUGCACAGUUCUUACUAACAUAAUAGUGAUAAAAAGGACAGAAAAUCACAGCCUCAUGUGAUAACUCAUAAUGAUUCUUAUUCAUCUGGCCUUAAUUAACAAUUUAAGGCUUAAUAUGGUUGAAUUAAUAUCAGCAAUCAGUCACAAACACAUCUAAUGUUUAGGAAAAAACCUUGUCAGUACAUAUAGAUAGACUCAGAUAUGCAUUUUUUAAAAGCAUUUUGUCCCGUAGUAGAGACAAACUUCAAUUUACUGUAUUGGGAUUUUCUUGUGAAAGACCAACAGCAAGUAUUUAUGAAAGGGGGUGGAAAUGGUAGACAC
Molecule: messenger RNA, 2350 nt
Organism: Poecilia latipinna (sailfin molly)
Lineage: Eukaryota; Metazoa; Chordata; Actinopteri; Cyprinodontiformes; Poeciliidae
Product: popeye domain-containing protein 3-like
Exons: 3
Coding region: 803-1918 (371 amino acids)
Biological process (GO): striated muscle cell differentiation; skeletal muscle tissue development; heart development
Cellular component (GO): sarcolemma
Molecular function (GO): cAMP binding
Source: RefSeq, a predicted model, not a curated record